Molecule: messenger RNA, 3729 nt
Organism: Ceutorhynchus assimilis (cabbage seed weevil)
Lineage: Eukaryota; Metazoa; Arthropoda; Insecta; Coleoptera; Curculionidae
Source: the annotation of a GenBank genome assembly
GCAAGUUGAUGGGAUUUGCACGUAUUUUCGUGCCCCGUUGUGCUAUUGUAAUCUAUUUUAUCACACUAAUUAUAGUAAAGGGACAAUUGGACAUAUAAUCGGAACUAUCGCGCGCGCCUUCGUUUAUCGCUUUAAUUGGUUUUUGGAGUUAGUUGACUAUUUAGUGACUGGGUGUUUUCAAAAAAGGCCUCAAAAUUGAUCUGGAUCUACAGAGACAGGCCUCUAACGGCCAUUUUAUAAGAUCUGUGAGUCAGAUGUGUGAGGGCGGUUUCAAUGCCGCCGAAGGAUUCUCAAGGAUGGCCUCCUUGGGAGCCACCCCGAUCGGUAUGUCUCAUCAAGGUCUACAAGCCUCUCAAGCGGCCAAAAAGCAAGACGACCACAUUAAAAGACCAAUGAACGCUUUCAUGGUAUGGUCCAGGCUGCAAAGACGCAAAAUCGCUCAGGAGAAUCCCAAGAUGCACAAUUCGGAGAUAUCGAAAAGAUUAGGUGCAGAAUGGAAACUGCUAACGGAAGACGAAAAAAGGCCAUUCAUCGACGAGGCGAAGCGUCUGAGGGCGAUGCACAUGAAAGAGCAUCCAGAUUACAAAUACAGGCCCCGUAGGAAACCGAAAACUCUCAGGAAGGAAGGAUAUCCAUAUUCUAUUCCUUAUCCUUCGGUCCCUAUGGAUGCUUUAAGAGCAGGAAUGGCAGCUUCCAGUAUGGGACAGUCAAUGGCUUCGUAUUAUAAUCCCUCUGCUGCCUAUGGAUCAUUGAGUGCAGCUUCUAUGGCUGCUGCAGCUGCCGCUGCGCAGCAAUCAGCUGCGGCUAUGUCAGCUGGAUUGACGUCUUCUGGACAGGUCGUAAGCUCCAUGGACGCAAUGAAAUACUCGAUGGAAGCGGACAAAUACCGUUCACCUUACAUGCCUCCUUCCACCCUGGCAAUGUCCAUGUACUCCGACCCUAAAUACAUGGACUCGAACUCCAAAAGUUAUCUAGAGCGUGGCUAUUUGGACUCAACUUCCGCUCUAACCAAAGCUUACUUUGAAACUUCUAAAAUGUAUAUGGGAGCUGAAAGCCCUAGGUCCUAUCCUGGCCUAGAUAUAAGUAAAAUGUAUGAUGCUAGUAACCAACAGCAUCAGCAGCAGCAACAGUUAUCUGCUGGUGUGAAUAAUUUGGGAGCAUCUCCAAGAAGUGACUCUCCGGUGGAUACCAAAGGUGGUAUUAUACAAGAACGAUUGGACGCAGCAAGUUCUUCAAGUUCCACUACGACUUCUUCGGCAGGUGCUUCACCAGGAGGCUUGCCCCCUGGGUACUAUCCUAAUAGUACCAUGCAGCAGGGCCAGGUUCCGCCAGGUAUAUUGCCAAUGGCUCAGUAUACGAGUCAGUAUCCUUCCCAAACGGCUGCUGGUGAGUUUAGACGGCCGCUGACAGUGAUCUUUUGACCACAAAAUAUGUGAAUGUGAUUAGUGAUAUUUUUUAGGUGCAUAGUUUUUAAGGUUUUUUUGGAGAAUUUCGUUUACUUUUUUUAAGAAUGUUUUAUAUUGCGUUUUUGAGUAUAACUUUACUGCUGGAGGAGCUUCUUUAGAGUCAAAGUGAUUUGACGUGGAUUUUUUUAUUGAACGUUAUCAAUAUGAUGAAUACCGAUCCUCAUCCGAACAACGCAACGCAAAUGCUGCUCACGUUAAUUAUUGUUUGCGGGUAUUGAGGAAAAAACUGGCCAUCACUUGUUUUAAGCUGUCAUGUUUCAAGAAGCGAUGCUAAAGGUGGAUAUUCAUUAGUACAUUUUGGCCGAACAAGCCAAUCGCGCAUAACCGAAGCGAACUGAAUCUCUUUUGAGCAUUUACCCACAGACCAACAAUAAAGUUUGGCGCGCUCUGUUCAGAAAAAUUAUUAUGCUCGGAGACAGGUGUACUGACUAGGCGAAUUUGGUGGUACGUGCUCGGCUCGUUCGACCAAAAUGCUCUAAAGAUGGGUAUUUAUUAGAGGAUUUUGGUCCAAACGAAACGAGCGCGCACCCACGAAUUCGCCUAGUCAGUAACCGUCUCCGAGCAUAAUUUUUUCCGAACAGAGCGCGCCAAACUUUAUCUGUGGUCUGUCGGUAAAUGUCCGUUGCACAAAGAGAUUUAGUUCGCUUCGUUUUUGCGCGUUUGACUCGUUCAUUUCGUUCGGCAAAACUGCUCUAAUGAAUACCCACCUUUAGAUAAGAACCGUAUACAGAGAGACAAAUAAAAAAUAGUUGUGGCAAACAAACAAAAAUUUUUCUUCCAAUUUUUUUUAUUCUUGAGGGUUCGAAAUAAUAAUAAAUUAGACAAACCAACAGUUAAAUUGGGAAAAUAUAAGGGUUAUUAUUCCGGUCCAUGAUCAUCUCAACUUCAGCAAUCGUGGCAAUAUAUAGUUUGCCCAGAAAUAUCAAAUUCAUUGAUAUUUCUGCACAAAAACCACAUUGCCAGACAUACAAGCAUCGCCAUUCAGAUGUGAAUGUGAAUUUGCCCUAUCCGAGUGUUCCGUGGUCCAGGUCAAUAUAAUAGACUUUGCAAGACGCUUUCAAAAAAAAAUGUUUCACUGACUCUUUCUGAACGCGAAAACAAAUGGGCGUGGAUCUUGUGCGUGUACUAAGAUAGAUAGUAACUGCUAGUGAAGCUCAUGUACCGCACCAAUUUGGUUUGAUUCCAGAGUUCAUUAAAUCAAUGUAGGAUAACACGUGAACGUAGAGAUAUGCCUAACUCCUAGAGUACUAAGAUCCGAAUAUAUAGAUGGUCUUUGAGGUUUCCUUAGAUCUUGGGAAGCCUUGGAUACAAUUGGCUUGACAAACCUAUCAAACAGUAACAAGCAUCCAUUCUACGCUAACGAGUUAAGCCUCAAGGAACGACUAUAAAUUUGGUUCUAAGUGCCACAUUUUCGAAUUAUCUUGGUUUUUUGCACAAUGAUUAUCAACAAGAAACAUGUUAUUUAGUUAGACACGAGGAUUUAAAUCUGUUUCCGCAACUAGAAAAUUUCCCCGUAAUGCCAAUAGGACAACAUGUAAAAAUGUAGAUACCUACCUAUUAUACUUUGUACAGCAAAUUGUAGUUAAUAUUUAGUCUGUAGAUGAACAGUCUACUAAGAACCAGUUUCUUCAUCAGCAUUUAAAGCUGUAGUAAUUUUUAUCUCUCUGUUAAAAUCAAGCUAAUAAUUAUUGUAUGACAAAAAAAUAACGUUUGGUGAAAAAUCCUGUCCUAUUCAAAGUUAAGUUUUGUUUUACUGUGGUUAUAUUUUAUACACCGCAAUGUAUGUACAAGGAAAUGCUAGAAUUAUCGAUUUUGUUUAGCCAACUUCAUUAGCAUUUUCCAUUAAUAUGAAAGAUUGUUUCUGUUUAUUUUGUUCCUAUUUUUCAAACUAUAGUUCUUAGAGCCUCUAUACUCAAAGUAUAUAACUACCUACCUGUAAAUCUUGUUAUUAUUACUCACUAGUAUCGGACAUUAGAAAUUUAUGUCUAAAUAAUGUAUAACUUUACGUUAUUGUAUAGAAAGAAAAAAAAAAUACAUGAUUAAAUAUAAUAUAGAGACCUUCCUUCGUGAAUAAAAUUUUGUGGUUUUAUUUCGUUUUAACCUUUGAAAGUUACAGCAUGUCCAACAAGGAAAUUUUUUGCUAUUUACAAUAUGUGUACAGAGUGAGUCACUAUAUUUUGACACCCACCUGCAACCGUAAUUACAGGUGAUAGGUAAAAGGUGUAAAUACAAAAGUUAUUGCAGCAUUUUAUCUGAACCGCCA